Penicillium nucicola is the source of this 1110-nucleotide messenger RNA. RefSeq lists its product as uncharacterized. Bases 1 to 1110 code for a protein of 369 amino acids. NCBI's taxonomy places the organism in Eukaryota, Fungi, Ascomycota, Eurotiomycetes, Eurotiales, Aspergillaceae. The record is from RefSeq and is a predicted model, not a curated record. Gene Ontology annotation, molecular function: protein binding. The transcript has 3 exons.
AUGGGACGAAGUGCCCUGGUCUGGACCCUGCUCGCAACUAUUACAGAAGCGCAGAGUGCAAUCUAUCCAUUCUACAACCUCACGGACCCAUCAACAACCCUAUUCCUAUCUUCAGUCCGUGACCAUCCAAUCCGCCUCUCCUCAGCCCUAGCCCCAACAAACAUGGCAAGCUACUCGUUGGUAAACCCAAUGACAGAAGCAUACAUAACCCCCCACUCAAUGAUCUACCCAUCAAUUCUAGGCGGAACACACUUCCUCACAGGCUCAGACAGUUUGAUCUCGCUCUUCGAUAUCUCAAGACCAGGCAAUCAAGGCCCCAUCACAUCAAUCCCAACAAUACCCAGCAAACGCAAGCAGAUUGUCGGCGGCGGCGUCGGUAUGAAGGGCAUUGUAUCAGCUCUGGCAGUCAAUCCCAGCGGAGACGGAGUCCUCGCUGCGGGCACAUUCACCAGAAAUAUUGGACUUUAUAGCUCGAAUGGCUCGGGCGAAUCGCUGGGGACAUUUAGCAUUGCGAAAACAGAAGCAAACCGUGAUAUUGGUGGCCGCGGUGUCACGCAGCUUGUUUGGAGCCCCUGUGGCAGGUAUUUGUAUAUCGCCGAGCGCAAGAGUGAUGGUGUGUUGGUUUAUGAUAUCCGGGUUCUUGGCCAGAUGCUUGGUCACCUGCGUGGUCGCAAGGCUCUUACGAAUCAGCGCAUGAACAUUGAUGUUGUACCUUCUGGUCCGGAUGGGUCUCAUGAGGUCUGGGCUGGGGGGACGGAUGGGAUGAUGAGGGUCUGGAGGGAUCCUAUUUUCUCGGCGGAAGACAAGGAUCCUGAUUGGGAGUUUAGGGUCCAUGAUGAUACCGUGUCGAGCACCAUUCUUCACCCUAUGGGUAGUGUUGUUGCUACAUGUUCUGGGCAACGGCACUACGACCAGGAUGAUUCUUCCGACGAUUCAUCCGCCGAUGAGGAUGGAUCGGUGAUGAGUGCUCGUAAAGUCGAUAACAGCCUCAAAGUUUGGUCUAUGCCAUUCUUACGCCCGGAUCUUGAGAUUGAUCAAGGUCUUGAUGACAAGGAAUACCCUACGCGAGAACCUAGUCCCCAAGAUGAGAGCCAUGAGACCACUAGGUAA